This is a messenger RNA of Rhododendron vialii, 3944 nucleotides long. RefSeq names its product lysine-specific demethylase JMJ26-like. Bases 79 to 2760 code for a protein of 893 amino acids. Gene Ontology annotation, cellular component: histone deacetylase complex; chromatin. Gene Ontology annotation, biological process: regulation of transcription by RNA polymerase II. The transcript is spliced from 10 exons. Gene Ontology annotation, molecular function: histone H3K9 demethylase activity; transcription coregulator activity; chromatin DNA binding. Lineage: Eukaryota; Viridiplantae; Streptophyta; Magnoliopsida; Ericales; Ericaceae. The record is from RefSeq and is a predicted model, not a curated record.
GCAAGAGAGAGAAAGAGAGGAGAGGAGAGGGGAGAGAGAGAAUAAAGCUGUGAAGAAGUGUCGGCGAGGAGAAGGAAUAUGGCGGUCGAGGAGCGAGUCGCAUCGGGUGUGCCGCCGGACCACCUGCGUUGCGGUAGGAUGUUCGGAACGUACCGGCAGUGUCCCGGUUGGAAGAUGAACGGCAAGAGUUUGUGCGAGAAGCAUAUUCGCCUGAAGAUGCUCGACAAAAACUCUUCAUCUUCUGCUGUUUCUAGGGUUUCGAACGACCAGAGGAAGAGAAAGAAGGGGGAAAAAGAAGACGGAAAGGACCACCUGCGUUGCGGUAGGAUUUUCGGAACGAACCGGCGGUGUCCCGGUUGGAAGAUGAACGGCAAGAGUUUGUGCGAGAAGCAUAUUCGCCUAAAGAUGCUCGACAAAAACUCUUCGUCUUCUGCUGUUUCUAGGGUUUCGAACGACCAGAGGAAGAGAAAGAGGGGGAAAAAAGACGACGGAAAGGAUGAGAGAGACGCUGAAGAGAGUGGGAAAAAAAGAACAGUUGGACGGAAGAAGAAGAAGGUUGAGAAAGUUCCCAGAGGGAAAAAUCCAGAGGAUGGCGAAAGUAAUGGUGGGAGAGGUAAGAGAAAGGCUCGCUUGAAGCAAAAUAGCUCGCGCGUCGGUGCUAGAAGGAAGCAUUUCAGUACGGAUGGGGGUUACGAUAAAUUCCAAAUGUGCCAUCAAUGCCAGUGUACUAAGAGGGUGGUCCGGUGUCGCAAUGUCAUUCCCCAGAGCUCGAAUCCAAGUACUGAAGAACAUUGUCGCAAUGUCAUUCCCAAGAGCUCGAAUCCAAGCAUUGAAAAACAUUGCCGGAAACGUUACUGUCCCCCUUGCAUUGAGACAUGGUACCCUCGACUAUCGGAGGAUGCAAUAGCCGAGAAAUGCCCAUAUUGUCGUGGCAACUGCAAUUGCAAAACUUGUUUGCGACGAACAGAUGUACUCAUGAGUACUGGAAUUGCUGGAGUGCCCGACAGCAAGGAUGAAAGGAUUCAUCGCUUGAAUUAUAUGGUACAUGUACUCUAUCCGUUUUUGAAACAAUUUGAUCAUGAACAAGAACUGGAAAAGAAUAUGGAAGCUAAGAUUCAAGGAUUGUCACCGUUGCAUGUAGAGAUACCGCAGGCUGUUUGUGAUAAAGAUAAACGUGUUUAUUGCAACAACUGUAGAACCUCUAUAGCAGAUUUUCACAGAAGCUGCCCCAAUUGCAAAUAUGAUCUGUGCUUGACUUGUUGUCGAGAAAUUCGAGAGGGUUGCCUCCGAAGUGAUCGCGAUGAGAUUGUGGUGCGUUAUUUUGACAGAGGGGAGUCUUACUUGCAUGGAGGAGAACCUCUUAUCUCACCAGAUCAAAUCAAUUCUUCUAUUUCAUUUGAUAGUAAGCCAAAACCUGAGUGGAAAGCAACAGAAACUGGUUGUAUACCUUGCCCACCGGAGGAAAUGGGUGGUUGUGACCAUGACCACUUGGACUUGAAGAGUAUUUUUCCAGAAAGUGUUUCCGAAUUAAGAAAGAAAGUUGAAAAAUUAGUCAAAACCCAGAUAUUUGCCAAAGUGCCAGGAGUUUCUGAAGAGCACUGCUCUUGUCUGAAAAUGAAUGGUGAGGUAGAUGUUGGUAAUGGCAAACUUCGUCAAGCUUCUUCUAGAAAAGAUGCCAAGGACAACUAUUUGUACUGCCCUUUGACAAGUGAUAUUCAACAAGGGGAUCUAGAGCACUUCCAGAGUCAUUUGGUCACGGGAGAGCCAGUAAUUGUUCGGAACGUCCAUGAAUUUACAAAUGGAUUGAGCUGGGAGCCGAUGGUAAUGUGGCGUGCAUUCCGUGAAUUAACACGUACCAAAGGUUCCAACUCAGAUGUGACGGUGACAGUAGCUGAUUGUCUUGAUUGGUGCGAGGUAAGCCUUCUAAAGGCCGAAAUAAACAUUCACCAAUUCUUCAAAGGGUAUUUAGAAGGUCGAUAUGAUAGAAAUGAUUGGCCUAAGAUGCUCAAACUGAAAAAUUGGCCCCCAUCUAACUUGCUGGAGGAACGUUUACCACGCCAUGCUGCAGAGUUCAUUCUCGCCUUGCCAUAUUUAGAGUACACACAUCCCUGUUCCGGUAUUCUUAAUUUGGCUUCAAAGUUGCCUAAGGAUGCAUUGAAACCAGAUCUAGGUCCAAAAACCUAUAUAGCGUAUGGAUUCUCCGAAGAGCUUGGACGUGGAGAUUCUGUGACCAAGCUUCAUUGCGACAUGUCAGACGCGGUGAAUGUGCUGAUACAUACAUCAGAAGUGAAGCCUACUUCUCACCAGCUUUCCAAGAUAAAAAAACUAAAAAAGAAGCAUGCUGACCAUGACCUAGAAGAAAUCAUGGGUACUGGCUGUGCAGACAAUAAUGUGAGAAGAAAGGGGAGACAGGGGACAGGAGGUGGUUGUGGGAAAAAGAUGGCGGGGAGGAAAUUGUCAAAUGGAUUGGGUAUUAAGUCAGAACAUUUUCGCAAUGAGGAUGCCAAUGCUGCCAAUUUUCAGGAAGGGGGAACUAGAAAUAAAACAGAGGAGUGGAGUCCAGGGGAGAAUAAUACUGUUCAUCCUAAUAAUUUGCAAGUUGAUUCUAUUUCUGAGAAGAAUUGGAAUGAAUUGGAGACAGCAGAUGGAGGUGCUGUUUGGGAUAUUUUCCGGCGGCAGGAUGUUCCCAAGCUGGGGGAAUAUCUUAAAAAGCACCAUAAGGAGUUCAGGCACCUGUAUUGCAAUCCAGUACCACAGUGAUGUCCUGAAGACGUGAAAUACAACGAGAUGUAUUUAUAGCAGAUAUGGAAGUUGGCAUUCGUGGGAGGCUCAACCGAACCCUUACUGUUAUGACAAUGAUUGAAUAGUGCUCGGAAACAGGAUAAAGGGCAGACAUGAGGACCCCACAUGUUAGAUCCUAUGUUUUGUCCCUCAAUGAUUAUGAGGUUUUGGCAGGUGGGGUAAAGUUCAACGCAUCUACCAUUUAAUUGCAAUUGCUGGUUCAAACUGAGCAAAAAGAGCAUUAGCAUUUAACUGCAAUUAUCAUUUGGUUUUAAAUAUUUUGGUCGUAUACUGAAUUGUGCACAAGGGAAUUCCAAAAUUACCGUUGUGCAUAGUUGUCAAAUUGUGAAUCAAAAUGGUAAAAAGAAAUUUCCGUUCUCUUAAUCUAGAAGUGUAAAGUUUCGGUAAGAUGUUUGUAUGGCAAGAGAUGUGGAUCCUAGGCUUCGAGAGCCGGUUUAAUAUGUGAUCUUAUGGAGGUUACUGGUUAAGCUUUAGUAUAUGCCGAAUUGACUAUGCAAUAAAUUGGGAAUAGUAGGAAACAAUGAUCAAAAUUUAAUUUAAAAUGUUAAAUCGAAGAACAUGCAAUGAUUAUUAGGCUCAACAAGAUUCUCGCAACUUGUGUAGUUAUUGCUCACUUAGGAUAUCAUGUUGUGUAAAAGAAGAUUCGGCUAAUCUCAUCUUACCUGGCGUUAUCCACCUUAAUGACAAUAGAAAUUCAUCGGUGUCAUUAAUAUUAGCUCUAAACUUUUUCAGAAUAUGUCUCUGACGUUUUCAGAAAAAACACAUUGCAAAAUGAUUGAGAACUAGUCUCAUUCCGAUUAAAUACUGUAACCACCAGAUGAUCAACAAAUAGGCCACGUGUUGGCCUUAUUAACACUAAAGAGCAUAUGAGCAUAUGAAGUUAAUGUUCUUGCUUUUCCUUAAAAAAGGGGGUAAAAAGCUUUUCGAGCUUGUCAGAUGUGACAGUUUCAAGAGUUUCUUGAAGCAUAAAUUGUCAAUGGAAUGGUGAAUAGAACAGUGAUGGUACGAUUCACGACAGAUUCUAUCCCAUGUCAACUUAUAUGCAGAUUUUGUAUUGGUUGUUGAUGAAUCAUGAAGCGAAGAGCGAGUUGUUCAAUUUGAAAAACUAUGCUUUUAAUAGGCUGACUUCAAACUUAUAAUGA